AAUGGAUUCAAUUUUCUGGCAGGAUUCUCCUCAAUCUCCUUAAGCUCUUGUCUGUAGGUCUGAUACAGAACCGUCACCGAAUUACUUGCUCUUACUGUUGAACCUCCGCCAGUACCGACAGGCUCUCUUUGCUAACCAGAGAAUCAUCGAGUAUUUCUUCAUUGGGCCAAACAUCUAGCCCUUGUUCAACUCAAGGCCUCAGGGAAACGUUGUCUCACAAUAACGCGAACCCACAGACCCUCAAGUGGACUUUCGAGUGAUAUAUCAGUCUUCAAGAUGGCAGACGUCUCACUGCACAUCGUCUCAGAGAACUCAGCGUCUGAGCGACGCAUCACGCCGUCGUGGACCAUAGCAACCCUCAAGACCAAGUUGGAGCCCAUAACGGGCAUUCCGCCUUCUUGUCAGCGGCUGUCGCUCAAAACGGCAACCGGCGAUGCCAUUGCCAUCGAGGCCGCAGAUGAGGAGGCUACGACGUUGGCUGGGUUUCCACUCACACCGUAUUCUGAGCUUAAUGUCAUCGACACCCGGCCACCAAACGCUCGACCAAACUUCACCGACACGUCCAACGUCGACAAGUAUGUGAUGCCCGAGGAGGAAUACGCCCAAAAGACCGACUCAGUCCUGGCGUGGAAAAAAGCUCAGAAGCUUGGACGGUUCGAUCCCAACGCGCCGGCGAUGCUUGAGGCCAAGGUCGCCGCCUUUGCGCGCGAGGUCGAGGAGAGGGGCAUCGCCGUCGGCAAGCGUUGCCGGGUUGGUGGUGAGGACACCCGCCGAGGGGCCGUCAUGUACGUCGGCGAGGUACCCGAGAUCGCCACCGGCCCCGGCACCUGGGUCGGGGUCAGGCUGGACGAGCCGGUGGGAAAGAACGACGGAAGCAUCAAGGGGAAGAGGUACUGGGGCGAAGGUGAGGGUCAGCUGCAUGGUCUGUUUGUGAGGCCCGAGAGGGUCGAGGUUGGGGACUUUCCACCGCUGGAUGAUUUGGAGGAUGACGAGGAUAUGGAGGAGAUUUGAUCAUGUGUUUCUGGGAUUCUCUGCUUGUCGCACAUAUCAAGAAAGCCUUCAAGUCUGGAUGCGGACUGUUAUAUUUACUACAGGCAUUCCUCAUCCGCAGGGCGGCGGGAAACGAGGCUUGAGGCCGUUCCUGAAAAACAAGACUAUUAUUUUCGUGCGGUGCUUGAUGGGCAAUUUUCUCGCAAGAGCCUCGCUGUACGAUCCAACACGAGUUUGUUAGAAUCAUCAUGCCCCUUGUGGAUAUGAUGGUAAGCCAACCCUGUCAUGCCGAG
Pyricularia grisea is the source of this 1283-nucleotide messenger RNA. RefSeq lists its product as uncharacterized. Gene Ontology annotation, molecular function: microtubule plus-end binding; alpha-tubulin binding. Gene Ontology annotation, biological process: tubulin complex assembly; cytoplasmic microtubule organization; post-chaperonin tubulin folding pathway. The record is from RefSeq and is a predicted model, not a curated record. The transcript has 3 exons. Bases 277 to 1011 code for a protein of 244 amino acids. Lineage: Eukaryota; Fungi; Ascomycota; Sordariomycetes; Magnaporthales; Pyriculariaceae. Gene Ontology annotation, cellular component: cytoplasm; nucleus; microtubule plus-end.